GUCACUAUGUGGGAAAGGCGAGCUGAGCUAGUUGUGGCUGGGACACCGACAUUUGUCCCAUCUGUUUCAGGAGACUACAUGGGAUGGUAUUACAACAUCACUCGUUUGUUUGUGUCUCCUUCGUUCAGACUCCCUACUCAUCAUUAUCAGCCUAGCUCCUUGGCUUUGCAUCUUACGACACGAGCUUUGCAGCACAUACAUCAGCGGGCUACUGCCACAAUGGCUGAUAGUCAUGAUGUGGACAUGUAUGGACAGGCUCUGACAGGCAUUGCCUCCUUGUGUUUAGAUGUGUUGGGGGUGAGUCGACUACGACCAUCUUAUGCACAUGCUCCCAUCUCAGGAGAUGCCAUCCACGUCUAGUGCAGCGGCGGCUUCAUCAUUGCAAACGCAGCGUGAGAGAGUGCUUCUUCAACCACGACAACGGCGUCAGCGUAGACAUGUGCAACAAC
Messenger RNA from Cuscuta epithymum, 449 nucleotides. The record is from the annotation of a GenBank genome assembly. NCBI's taxonomy places the organism in Eukaryota, Viridiplantae, Streptophyta, Magnoliopsida, Solanales, Convolvulaceae.